Chlorella variabilis is the source of this 885-nucleotide messenger RNA. RefSeq lists its product as hypothetical. Gene Ontology annotation, biological process: protein phosphorylation. The record is from RefSeq and is a predicted model, not a curated record. Gene Ontology annotation, molecular function: ATP binding; protein kinase activity. NCBI's taxonomy places the organism in Eukaryota, Viridiplantae, Chlorophyta, Trebouxiophyceae, Chlorellales, Chlorellaceae. The annotation marks the transcript as partial. The transcript has 6 exons.
AUUGGGCAGGGCACGUUUGGGAUGGUGCACCGAGCCACCUGGCGCGGCGGGUGCGCGGCGGUCAAGCGGGUGCGGCCACGCAGCCGGGAGCAGGCCACCACUUUUGUGCGGGAGGUGGAGGCGCUGGCGCAGCUGCGCCACCCGCACGUCAUGCAGCUGUACGCCGCCUGCGUGCGCCCGCCCGCCGACUUCUGGCUCAUCUGCGAGCUGCUCAGCGGCGGCACCCUGGCCGCGUGGCUGUACGGCAGCCCGGGCGCGCGCCGCGCGCCGCAGCGCAGCCUGAGCGAGCGGUUGAAGAUGGCGCUGGAUGUGGCACGCGGCAUGCAGGCGCUGGAGGAGCACACGCCGCAGAUCCUGCACCGCGACCUCAAGCCCAGCAACGUGUUCAUCGACAGCACCGGCACCGCCAAGAUUGCCGACUUUGGGCUGGCGCGCAUCCUGUCCCCCGCCGCCAUGGUGUCGCUGACGGGGGAGACGGGUUCGUACCUGUGGAUGGCGCCAGAGGUCAUCAGGCAAGGGAGGCAGGAUGCGCACGAGCCGUACGACGCGCGCAGCGACUGCUGGUCGUUUGGCGUGAUGCUGGUGGAGCUGCUGACGCAGCAGAAGCCGUAUGCGGCGCUGUACAUGACCCCGGUGCAGGUGGCCAUCCAGGUGGCCGACGGCAGCCUGCACCCGCAGGUGCCGCCUGACUGCCACCCCGCCCUGGCCGAGCUGCUGCUGUCCAUCUUCUCCCCCGACCCGCUGGAGCGCCCCUCCUUUGGCUUCAUUGUGGCGCGGCUGGAAGGCGUGCUGCACGACGUGCGGCAGGCGGCGGCGGCGGCGCAGGCCGACAGCCUGCUGGGGCGAUGGUUCAGCCGCCCGGCGAUGGGCGUGGGCGGGCGGUGA